AUGGAGAACAAUGGUGAAGUGUGCUCGUCAGCUUUUUACCGGGAUAACCCAGAUUGGGCUGAUGUCAAGCCGAUCUACCCUUCUAAGGAAGAGGAUGGAGCUGUUCGCAUCGCAGUGACUGAGCAGUUCCGAGAUGCAUUUGCAUACCUUCGUGCAGUGCUUGCUUCUGGAGAAAUGUCGUUAAGAGUGUUCUUGUUAACCGAAGACUGCAUUCAGCUCAAUCCUGCCAAUUACACACUCUGGCAGUUUCGCCGCGAAUUGCUAAAGAAACUUGGGGUAGAUCUAACGAAGGAGUUGAAAUAUCUCGACGACGUCAUAAUGCAGACACCAAAGAAUUACCAAGUUUGGUGA
Molecule: messenger RNA, 351 nt
Organism: Cooperia oncophora
Lineage: Eukaryota; Metazoa; Nematoda; Chromadorea; Rhabditida; Trichostrongylidae
Source: the annotation of a GenBank genome assembly